Messenger RNA from Phalacrocorax carbo (great cormorant), 1482 nucleotides. Lineage: Eukaryota; Metazoa; Chordata; Aves; Suliformes; Phalacrocoracidae. The record is from RefSeq and is a predicted model, not a curated record.
CGAUUCUGACCUGGUUCCACCUUAACGGCCCGGCCGGGAUGCGGGUCCCCGGCUGCCCCCCGGCUGCUCGCCCCGUCCCCCCCCUCAGCCCUCCCCCGGUUUCUCUUUCCUUCCUUUGGCUUUUUUUGCACUCCCCACCCGGCCCCGGCCGGGUGCGGGAGGGCGGCGGCACCCGGAGAUAAAUCAUCCCCGCUCAUCCUUGCCAGUACAUCCCAGUGAAGGCUUCUUCCCGGGGAACUGGGAGUCCCCUCCCAGCUGGAGACAAUAAUGCUAAAAAAGAAAAGAAAAGGAAAAAUAAAAAAAACCCGAAACCGCCAACGAACAAAACCAAAAAACCCUUCCUUUGCACUCCUGUGGAUAAGGAAAGUUCCUGCCCGUUAUAAUUGCCCUCGGCGUCCCCAACCUUUAUUGUUCUGGGGGUGAAUAAAUAGCCGGGUCUCGGGUGCAGCCAGGGCAGUGGGUGGGUGCCUGUGGCCAGGGUGCUCCUUGCCUUGUGGGCGCAGUGGGGCAGAGGUUCGGUUUGCACAAGGGUUUUGAGCGGGGGGAGAGGUCACCCCAAGGGGUUUGCGGGGGCUGCAGCAGGUGCCACCAUGUCCUUCUGCCACCUGAAGUUCAAGGAGCUGGGCGAAGAGGAGCCCACCUGGGAGGAGGAGAGCCUGGACAGUGUGAAGGCGCUGACGGCCAAGCUGAAGCUGCAGACACGGAGACCUUCCUACCUGGAGUGGGAAGCCCGGGUGCGGGGGCAGCCCUGGUGUAGCCAGACCCCUGGGGGGGCACAGCAGACAGAGCAGGGCCCUGGGCACCCUGAGGGUGAGCGGGAUGGUGGCGUCUGUGGCUUUGCCACCAUGGAAUCAGCUCUGGAGUGGCUCAGGAUGGAGUUGCGGGAGAUGCAGGCUGCGGACCAGCGCCUGGCACAGCAGCUGAUGCGCCUGCGGGCACAGCUGCACCAGCUGAAGGUGGAGCAGGCCUGCCACCAGCACAAGGAGAUGCUGGAUGAUGCUACCUUUGGCCUCGAGGGCUGCGAGGAAGACUCGGACCUGCUCUGCAACAUCCCGCCCAAGGCCGCCUUCCUGCUCUCCAUGCCGCUCAAGCAUAUCGGAGUCACCCGCAUGAACAUCAACUCCCGACGGUUCUCCCUCUGCUAAGCACGGCAGGACCCCACGGACUGCUCGGCUCUGAGCACAGAUGGGAGCUUUGCAGGCACCCACGGGUGCAUCCGGACCUGGUGGGGCUCGCAGAUCCCUUGCCGAGUGCCUCGGGGACUGCAGAGAUGCUGCCAGGGCUGGGUUCCCUCGGGGCAGGUGGUGCUGAGCCAUGGUGCAAUGCUGUGCCACGAUGGAACGGGAAAAGCUACUGUUCCCAUCUGGCACAGGGUGUUUUGGGGCACCCAGUGCCCUGGCACUAAGGACAGUGGGGUCAACCACAGUGGAAAAUAUGGGGAGCAGCCCUUUGAGGAGGAAUAAAAGGAGGUGAAGGCAAGAA